UCCAAUACGUAGUCCGAUACGGGCUUUAGAGUUGGCCGCACUUGGCCGGUUAUAGGUUAAGAGUCUAAAUUCUCCUAAAACCUUAAUUUGUUUUAAUUAAAAUUGUAUAUUUUCAUCAAUACAUUAGUGCAAAUGUCAGGCAUCAUCAGAAAUAUUCUCCUGCUACGGAACAGAAGCACAUUGUUUAAAAAAUACAGCUUACCACAAGUCUCGCUUAUUAGAAACAAACAAGAUGCAACAAUCUCCAAGGAUAGAAGCACAGCGGAAACUGACGAUGAUGAAAACAUUGAUGAUAAACCAAUUAAAUAUUCCACGACAAAGGCUUACAAUAUGAGAGCUGACGAGUAUCGCGUAGGUGAAGAAGACGACACCCCAUGGUAUCAAGCGCCCAGUAUACUCGCUAGCAUAAGCGUCUUCCUAAUUUACUUUUGCAUCUUGAGAGAGGAAAAUGAUAUCGAUUUGAUGCUCGAAAAUGACUUAGAGACAACACUGGCCCGACUUCGAGAGGAAAAAUUGGCGGAACAACGUGCGUUAAAGUAGGAAAUUCUGUUUAUUUUAAGUGUUAAUUCGUUCUGUAAUAUUACGUUUCACAUUGCCUGAUAAGUAACGCAAUUGUUAAUUCAUUAUACAAGAGUGUAUAAUAAAAAACAAUAACAUCUACAUUUGUUAUCAUUUGGAUAAACAAAUGCUUGAUUCAUGGUAGUCUAAAAUAUAUUACCAUGCAUUACCUGUACAAAAUGUUAAAAAAAGAACUCGAUUUAUAGACAACGUAGUUUUAAUUGUACUGAGGGAAAUUAACAAAUAAACAUACUUUUCUCUCAUAA
Messenger RNA from Ooceraea biroi (clonal raider ant), 824 nucleotides. RefSeq lists its product as uncharacterized. The record is from RefSeq and is a predicted model, not a curated record. Lineage: Eukaryota; Metazoa; Arthropoda; Insecta; Hymenoptera; Formicidae.